Eruca vesicaria subsp. sativa (arugula) is the source of this 360-nucleotide messenger RNA. Lineage: Eukaryota; Viridiplantae; Streptophyta; Magnoliopsida; Brassicales; Brassicaceae. The record is from the annotation of a GenBank genome assembly.
AUGAAGAAGAUGAAAGUGGUGCCUUAUGUUAUGCUCAUCUCUCUUCUUCUGCUUUCUCAUGUUCUUGCAAAUGUAUCUUCGUCCAGCAACGGUGAAAGCUCCUCUGUUUCUCAGAUUCAGACGAACGAGGAGAACCAAGUGGAGGCGUUUAAGAGAACAUACCAUCGUCCACCAUUCAAUUGUGGGUAUGCCUGCGCUAAGAGAUGCAGAGAGACGUCGAGGAAGAAAGUUUGUUACAGAGCAUGUGGAAGUUGCUGUGCCAAGUGUCAGUGUGUGCCGCCUGGAACUUCCGGCAACACAGCAUCAUGUCCUUGUUAUGCCAAUCUCCGUACACAUGGCAAUAAGCUCAAGUGUCCUUGA